Xiphophorus hellerii (green swordtail) is the source of this 1123-nucleotide messenger RNA. RefSeq lists its product as uncharacterized. Gene Ontology annotation, molecular function: G protein-coupled receptor activity. Bases 203 to 1123 code for a protein of 306 amino acids. Gene Ontology annotation, biological process: phospholipase C-activating G protein-coupled receptor signaling pathway; positive regulation of Rho protein signal transduction. The transcript has 5 exons. Gene Ontology annotation, cellular component: plasma membrane. The record is from RefSeq and is a predicted model, not a curated record. Lineage: Eukaryota; Metazoa; Chordata; Actinopteri; Cyprinodontiformes; Poeciliidae.
GUAGGAUUUGCAGGCUUCAUGCUCACCACUCUCGGGUCUUGGUUUUACUGCAGAAUGAACAACGCUAAGUUACGGGUGCAGCAGAGGGUCAUACAGGAGGGCAUCCGGAACAAGAUGGUCAUCAUGACCUGCUGCUGUUCACACGACAUCAGCUGAGAAACAACUUCACAGGAAGACAUAAACAGGAAGAGUGCUGCCUCCUAUGGCUGAUGCCAGCACACAGGUCACGACUCAAUCUGAAAUCAUCAACUUCACCAGCAACAGCACUGCGUCUACAGCAGUGCAGGUAGCCACUGUGAUGAAGUGGUUGACAUUCGGCAUCGGGUUGCCUGUCCUCGUCCUGGCCCUUUAUGCCCUCAAGAACCUCUCCAAAGGUGAGAGCAAGGUUCCCAUGCACAUCAUGUUCCUCCUGGUGUCGGACAUCAUCAGCUUCUUCAGUCGUCCCUCUGUGGAUCAUAGCAUGGAAGCUGACCCGGUCUUCUCCAGAAAUGGCACAGACAUCAUCUUUUACUUUGGGAUCAUUUCCAACAUCUCCCUCAUGCUGUUCAUAGCCCAGGAGCGCCAUCUGCUGGUGGCCUACCCACAGUGUCUUGGCUGUUACACCAGUAUCAGACAGUCACCUGCAGUGACCUUCCUGGCAUGGGCCAGUCCUUUCGCCAUGCUCACCCUCGCCUUGCUAGGCUACAACCUGUGGUUUGCCGUCUCUCUGCUCGUUCCUUUUCCCGUCCUCCUUUUUUUCGCUGUGGAUUCCUGGCGGGCGCUACACUGCUCCCGAUCCAACCCGCCAAGCCCAGAGAAGAGGAGGACAGUGUUUGGCAUCGGGGCAAUCUGGGCCAACUACACUUUCCUUUAUGCCCCCUUUAUCCUCAGCAUCCUCUUGGAGGCUCUGUCCUUCAAGGAUAAAGUCCCCUACCUGGUGCAGGUGUCUCACCUGCUUCUCUACCUCAGCCCACUGGCGUCUCACAAGGCAAACAGCACUUUGACAGAGUUCUGCUCUCUGUUGAGUUUGCGGCGGGUCAGUCCCAACACGGCGACUGAUGACAAUGGUGACGAAGGAGGUGGUGAUGAUGAUGACGUGCAGCAAUUCCUCUGUAUGCGGCUGUCCGAAAACAAAUGUGGCUGA